Molecule: messenger RNA, 4225 nt
Organism: Abrus precatorius (Indian licorice)
Lineage: Eukaryota; Viridiplantae; Streptophyta; Magnoliopsida; Fabales; Fabaceae
Product: putative disease resistance protein At3g14460
Exons: 2
Coding region: 66-3905 (1279 amino acids)
Biological process (GO): defense response to other organism
Molecular function (GO): ADP binding; protein binding
Source: RefSeq, a predicted model, not a curated record
UGUAUCUCGUUCAACAUUUAGCAAGAGAUUUAGAGUUCUGAUACUGUUUGAAAAAAAGAGAAAAAAUGGCCUUGGCUAUGGUGGGAGAGGCACUAAUAUCUGCCUCUGUGGAGAUCUUUUUAGAUAGAAUAACUUCUUCAGAGUUUCGAGAUUUCUUUGCCAAGAGAAGGGUCGAUGUUUCUUUGUUAGAUGAACUGAGGAUAAAGCUGCUGGCACUUAAUGCUGUGUCCAAUGAUGCUGAGGAGAAGCAGAUCACGGAUCUCGCCGUGAAGGCAUGGCUUGAUGAGUUGAAAAAUGCUGUCUUGGAUGCAGAAGAUUUGUUGGAUGAAAUCAACACUGAAACUUUGAGAUGCAAGGUGGAGGGAGAAUCUAAAAGCUUUACUACUCAGGUGAGAUCAUUACUUUCUUCCCCCUUUAAUCAAUUCUACAGGAGCCUGAAUUCCAAGCUUGAAGCAAUAUCUCGAAAGCUAGAACAUUUUGUGAAACAGAGAGAUAUUCUUGGUUUGCAAAGUGCUUCUAGGAAAGUCUCUUGUAGCAAGAGUACAGAUUCGUUGAUUGAACCUGUUGUGGUUGCUAGAGAGGAUGACAAAGACAAGUUACUGAAGAUGCUUUUAUCUGAUGUUGAUGCCAGGUCUAAUAAUAUAGAAGUGAUCACAAUCCUAGGCAUGGGAGGUCUGGGCAAAACAACCCUUGCUCAAUACCUUUAUAAUGAUAGUGAAGUGGAGAAACAUUUUGAUUUGAAAGCUUGGGUAUGGGUAUCGGACGUUUAUGACCUUUUCAAGGUAACAAAACACAUUUUUGAGUCUGUCUCGUCCAAAGAUUGUAAUAGUACCAAUCCAGAUGUUAUUCGUGUUGAAUUAAAAAAUAGCUUGAAAGAUAAAAAAAUUUUGCUUGUGCUCGAUGACCUCUGGAAUGAAGAGCGUAAUGACUGGAAUCAAUUGAUAACUCCUUUUGCUGGUGCGAUAAAGGGAAGUAGGAUCAUUGUGACAACCCGACAACCAGAAGUUGCAAAGUUUACACAUACAUUUCCCACUUAUGAGCUGAAAUCUGUGACAGAGGAAGAUUGUUGGAGGAUACUCGCAAAUCAUGCAUUUGGAAAUGAAGGUUAUGUCAAAUAUCCAAGUCUAGAAAAAAUUGGUCGGCAAAUUGCAAGAAAAUGUAAUGGCCUACCAUUAGCUGCUAAAACAUUGGGAGGUAGUUUGCAAACAGUUGAUGAAAAGGAAUGGAAAAGAGUUCUAGACAGCAAGUUGUGGGUACACAAGGAUGUUUUACCAGCUUUGCGCAUAAGUUAUCUUCAUCUUCCAGCACAUUUGAAAAGAUGUUUUGCCUAUUGCUCAAUCUUUCCAAAACAACAUCUGUUGGACAGAGAAGACUUGAUUUUGUUAUGGAUGGCCGAAGGCCUUCUACAACAAUCCUCAGAGAAAGAACUGGAAGCAGUUGGUUCUGACUGCUUUGAUGAGUUAUUAUCCAGAUCCUUAAUUCAGAAAGACAAAGCUGUUUCAGAGGACAAGUUCCGAAUGCAUGACCUCAUCUAUGAUUUAGCUAGACUUGUAUCAGGAAAAAGAUCUCACUAUCUUGAUUUCAGUGAAAUUCCAAAAAAUGUGCGCCAUCUAUCUUUUUCUACGGACUAUUAUGACGUCUCUAAAAAAUUUGAGAGCUUCUAUGAGCUGAAAUGUUUGCGGACAUUUCUACCAUUGAAUAAAUGGGCCUGUAACAUAACCAGAAAAGUGCCACAAGAUUUGUUGCCAAAACUAAAAUGCCUACGAGUUCUAUCAUUAUCAAACUAUGGAAACAUCACUGAGCUGCCUGAUUCUAUCGACCUCUUGGUGCUUCUGCGGUAUCUUGACCUUUCCUCUACUUCCAUCAAAAGGUUGCCCGAUGCAACCUUCAAGCUUUACAAUUUGCAGACUUUGAAAUUGUCAAACUGUAGAUCUCUUGUUGAGCUAUCUGAUUCCUUAAGCAUGUUGGUGCUUCUGCGGUAUCUUGACCUUUCUUCUACUUCCAUCAAAAGGUUGCCCGAUGCAACCUUCAAGCUUUACAAUUUGCAGACUUUGAAAUUGUCAAACUGUGAAUCUCUUGUUGAGCUACCAGCACAGACAGGAAAUUUGGUCAAUUUACGACACCUUGAUAUCAGUGACACAAAUUUGACGGAGAUGCCAACACAGAUAUGCAGACUGCAAGAUCUCCGUACAUUGACUUCCUUCAUUGUAGGCAAAGAAGAUGGAUUAAGGAUCAGUGAAUUAAGAAAAUUUCCCUAUCUGCGGGGUGAGCUUUCCAUUCUGAAGCUGCAGAAUGUUUUUGAUCCCAGAGACGCAUUUCAAGCCAACUUAAAGAACAAAGAGCAGAUUGAGGAGCUUAUGCUGGAGUGGGGCCGCGACCCACAAGAUUCACAAGCUGAGAAGGAUGUACUUGACAACCUGCAACCAUCAACGAUGUUAAAGAAACUGAGCAUCAGAUACUACAAUGGCACAAGUUUCCCAAAUUGGCUGGGUGACUCUUCAUACCGUAAUAUUCAAGUACUGUGUAUCAGUGACUGCAACUAUUGCCUGUCACUUCCACCGUUUGGACAAUUACCUUCUCUGAAAGAGCUUGUCAUUGAAAGGAUGAAAAUGGUGAAGACAGUUGGUCAGGAGUUCUACUGCAGCAGUGCAAGCUCCCAAUCUUUCCAGCCAUUUCCAUUGUUGGAAAGUCUUGAGUUUGAAGAGAUGUCAGAGUGGGAGGAGUGGCUACCAUUUGAAGGUGAAGGUAGCAAGUUUCCUUUUCCGUGCCUGAAGAUUUUGCGUUUAUCCGAAUGUCCCUUGUUGAGAGGAAACUUGCCCAGUCAUCUACCUUCUUUGGAAAAGGUUGAUAUCGCAGGGUGCAACCAGCUGGAGGCAAAAUCAUGCGAUGUGCAGUGGAAUACAUCAAUUGAAGUGACGAGUGUUAGAGAAGGGGGAGAGGGGUUGUUGUCUUUGCUUGACAACUUGUCUUGUCGUCACCUAUCAAUUGAAAAGUGUGACAGCUUGCAGUGUUUGCCAAGAAUGAUUCUCAAUGCCAAUUGUCUUCAAGAGUUGAAUCUUACAAAUAUCAAGUCUUCGAUUUCCCUCGCAACUGAUGGUUGGCCCACGUCAUUGCAAUCACUUAACAUCUCUAAUUGUGAGAAGUUAGAAUUUGUGUGUGAUGAAAGAUGGCACAAAUGCACAUCACUUGAACGCCUGGUAAUCUUCGAUAGUUGUGAUUCGCUCAUGUCCUUUCCGUUAGAUUGCUUCCCAGCUCUUCGACGCCUUCAGUUCUCUGACUGUCCCUUGGAAGCAAUUACUGAUAAAGGUGGAAGGGCCUCUCCUAAUUUAUUAUAUUUUUUUAUGGUCCAUAAUUGUAAGAAACUUAGGUCACUUCCAGAAGAGAUGGAUCUCCCUGCCCUUCAACGCUUGUGGCUUCGUGAUCUUCCAGAGUUAACGUCAUGGUCCCCAAGGUGGUUGCCUUCCAGUUUACGAUAUCUUGUUAUUGAUGUUGGAAUAGUAUCAUCAUCAUUUAUGUCUAAACAAGAGUUAGUUUGCCAAUUCCAACGCCUCACUUCUCUGUCAGAUCUUGAUCUCCAGGGGAGUGGUUUGCGGGAUGAAGAUGUGAUAAACACUUUGCUAAGGGAGCCAUCACUGCCCACUUCUCUGACGUCUCUGACGCUAUCCAAAUUUGAUGGUUUAAAGCGGUUGGAAGGGAAAGGGCUUCAACAUCUCACUUCUCUUAGGGAGCUUGGCAUCUUCAGCUGUGGAAGCCUCGAGUCAUUGCCAGAGGAACAACUGCCAUCGUCUCUCGAAGUACUGAGCAUAGUGUGUUGUCCCUUACUAGAAGAAAGGUAUGGAAAAGAGAAAGGGAAACACUUGACAAAGAUUCCUGCCAUACAAAUAAACGGUGAAGUCAUAAUAUGAGGGACUGCACGGCAGGCAGGAAUCAUCCGAAGCUGGGAUGGUGCCACUUGACAACACUCAUUUCAGUCAUGCUAUCACAUUGUUCUUUCUUCACAAAGCUUUCAUUUGAAGGAGUUGGACCAUUUACAUGUUCUAAAGUUUAUCAAAACUAAUGGUUUGCUGAUGUUAUUUAUUAAUACCAUAUAUUGGAUUAUAAUUUAUUUUCAAGACCAGAAUGUAAUGAAUUAUAUUUAUGAUGUUUUUGUGGUAUCUUCUAAACCUAGAUUUUGCAUUGGAGUUUGAAGGUAAUUUAUUAAUAGUUUUAUGAAUAAUUAUUACUC